AUGCAUAUACGGUCAGGCGCAACCAUUUCAGAUAUGAGAAAUCACAGUGACUUUGUUGCUGGUGACUUGGAAGAAGAAAAUACUAAAGAGCCAAGGCGGCCUCCCCGGGGGCCAUCAAUGAACACCACUAGUAAUAGUAAUAACAACAAUGUAAAUAAAGAUAGUCUCGUUGAAGGUACUAAUAACGAAACGAGUAUUCCAUCUCCGGAGGAUAGUGUCGAAGAGGAAGAAGAGGAUUAUGAUUUGAAAAGAGCUAGAAGAAAAAAUCCUAUUAAAUAUAUCGAGAAUAAGACGAGAAGACAGGUUACAUUCGCCAAACGAAGGCAUGGAUUAAUGAAAAAAGCGUAUGAGUUAUCGGUAAUGACCGGUGCAAAUAUUUUGCUAUUGAUUGUAUCUAACACUGGUUUGGUCUACACUUUUACCACACCCAAGUUAGAACCAGUUGUUAUAAAUGAAGAAGGUAAGAAUCUGAUAAGAGCCUGCUUGAAUGCAGAAGAUAAUUAG
Molecule: messenger RNA, 504 nt
Organism: Kazachstania africana CBS 2517
Lineage: Eukaryota; Fungi; Ascomycota; Saccharomycetes; Saccharomycetales; Saccharomycetaceae
Exons: 1
Coding region: 1-504 (167 amino acids)
Biological process (GO): positive regulation of transcription by RNA polymerase II
Molecular function (GO): protein dimerization activity; DNA-binding transcription factor activity, RNA polymerase II-specific; RNA polymerase II cis-regulatory region sequence-specific DNA binding
Source: RefSeq, a predicted model, not a curated record